AUGUCUGCUUCGCUGAUAGAGAGCAGUCAGAUGAUGGUCAAAGCGCGGGGUGAACCUCGCAGGAGACAGUUUGACAUGGGUGGUCCCAGUCAGGGGUCAUCUAAGAGAGGCAGUUAUAGCUCGGGGUCAUCUAGUGGCCGCAGUUAUGGAGGUUUCCGACUCGGAGCCAGUUCUAGCGGAGGUUCUAAUCAGAGUGGUAGUUCUGGGAACCGCUCCGGGAGCAGUACAGCCAGAGGUACUGGGAGACAGUUGCAGUCGGCCUUUGGGAAGAAGAAUCGUAUUCAGUGUGCUCAAUGUGGUAGGUACCAUUCUGGGACUUGCCGACAGGGCACCACUGAGUGUUACCACUGUGGUCAGCCUGGACAUUUUCUGAGGGAGUGCCCGAUGUUUCUACAGGGUGGAGAGACUACAGUUGCAUCGACUCAUGGGACGGGCACUCAGGGCGGAUCUCAAGGGACAUCUCAGUUUGGAGGGGCCUCGUCCAGUGCUGGGGCCCAAACCAGUGUUGCUAGCAGAGGUGGCAAUCAGCAGAGGGGACGUGGUGGACGCUCUAGAGCCACAGGCAGGGUGUACAGUAUGUCCCAGCAGGAAGCACAGGCGUCACCGGACGUGAUCACAGGUAUUUUACCAGUUUUUGGAGUUCCUGCUAGAGUGUUGAUUGACCCUGGGGCUACGCAUUCCUUUGUUACACCUAGUUUCGCCCACAAUGCUAAUGUAAGACUUUCAGCCUUACGGAAUGAACUAGCGAUCUCUGUGCCUACAGGAGAAAUUUUUAAGGUUGGUACAGUGUAUCGAGAUAGUAUAGUGUUAGUGGGAGAUGUAAUUCUGGAGGCAGACUUGAUUCCCUUGGAAAUGGUUGACUUGGAUGUCAUUCUAGGGAUGGAUUGGUUAGCCAGACAUCAUGCCUCAGUAGAUUGCUUCCGAAAAGAGGUUGUUUUCCGUAGUCCUGGACGACCUGAAGUGACAUUUUAUGGCGAACGUAGAGUGCUCCCAUCUUGUCUCAUCUCUGCUAUGACGGCAAAACGGUUGCUUAGAAAAGGGUGCCCAGGAUAUUUAGCACAUGUGUUUGAUACCAGAGAUAAGGGGUUGAGAUUGGAAGAUGUUCCAGUGGUACAAGAGUUUCCGGAUGUAUUCCCUGAGAAUCUUCCUGGGCUACCUCCUCACCGGGAGAUCGAGUUCACCAUUGAGCUCAUUCCAGGAACGAGUCCUAUCUCUCAAGCGCCGUAUAGAAUGGCACCAGCAGAGUUGAGGGAACUAAAGACUCAGUUGCAGGAGUUAGUAGAUAAAGGUUUCAUCCGACCUAGUUUUUCACCUUGGGGCGCUCCAGUGUUAUUUGUUAAGAGGAAGGAUGGAACCAUGAGGCUAUGUGUUGACUACAGACAGUUGAACAAGGUCACAGUGCGAAAUAAGUAUCCUUUGCCUCGCAUUGAUGAUUUGUUCGACCAGUUAAAGGGUGCCAAGGUAUUCUCUAAGAUUGAUCUGAGAUCUGGGUAUCAUCAGUUACGGAUUAGAGAAGAGGAUGUGCCUAAGACAGCUUUUCGAACGAGAUAUGGGCACUAUGAGUUCUUGGUGAUGCCAUUUGGGUUGACGAAUGCACCAGCUGCAUUUAUGGAUCUCAUGAACAGGGUGUUCCGACGUUACUUGGAUCGCUUUGUGAUUGUGUUCAUAGACGACAUUCUGGUGUAUUCCAAGAAUCAGAAGGCACACAUGAAACAUUUGGAAAUUGUACUGAAGACUUUGAGGAGGAGGCAGUUGUAUGCUAAAUUCAGUAAAUGCCAAUUCUGGUUAGAUAAAGUUAGUUUCUUGGGGCAUGUAAUCUCUGCAGAGGGUAUUUGUGUUGAUCCCCAGAAGAUUGAGGCAGUAGUGAACUGGCCACGACCAACCAGUGUUACGGAGGUACGGAGUUUCCUUGGGUUAGCCGGGUACUAUCGUCGCUUCGUGGAAGGGUUUUCUGCUAUAGCGGCGCCUCUUACUCGUUUGACAAGGAAAGGAAUGAAGUUUGAAUGGUCAGAUGAAUGCGAGGAGAGCUUCAAUGAACUCAAGACCAGGUUGACCACCGCUCCGGUUUUAGCACUUCCGGAUGAUAACGGGAACUUCGUUAUCUACAGUGAUGCAUCCCAACAGGGACUUGGUUGUGUGUUAAUGCAGCAUGGUAGGGUGAUCGCUUAUGCUUCUAGGCAACUUAAGAAGCAUGAGUUGAAUUACCCUGUUCAUGAUUUGGAGUUAGCUGCAGUGGUUUUUGCCUUGAAGAUUUGGCGACACUAUCUUUAUGGAGAAACAUGUCGGAUUUUUACAGAUCACAAGAGUUUGAAGUAUCUAUUCACUCAAAAGGAACUGAAUUUGAGGCAAAGAAGAUGGCUAGAGUUGAUUAAAGAUUAUGAUUGUACUAUUGAGCAUCAUCCGGGAAGAGCUAAUGUUGUAGCUGAUGCACUCAGCAGGAAAUCCUCAGGAUCUAUAGCUUAUAUCAGAGGGAGUUAUGUGCCAAUUAUGGUGGAGAUGAGGAAGCUCAGAGUUGAACUAAGUGUGGAUGAUCAGGGAGCAUUGUUAGCUACUCUCCAUGUUAGACCAGUACUAGUGGAGCGAAUAGUCGCCGCUCAAUCCCAGGAUCCUUUGAUUUGCACAUUGCGAUUAGAAGUGGAGAAUGGCGACAGAACUGAUUGUUCAGUAAGAAGUGAUGGAGCUUUAAUGGUGGGUACCAGGCUAUAUGUCCCUAAUGAUCAAGCCUUAAAAAGGGAAAUUCUUGAGGAGGCUCAUAGUUCAGCUUUUGCAAUGCAUCCUGGAAGCACUAAAAUGUAUCAUACCUUGAGAGAGCAUUACUGGUGGCCUUUUAUGAAGAAAGAGAUAGCAGAGUAUGUCAGUAAGUGCUUAAUUUGCCAGCAAGUGAAAGCUGAACGGCAGAAACCAUCAUGGUUAUUGCAACCACUUCCAAUUCCUGAAUGGAAGUGGGAGCAUAUUACUAUGGAUUUCGUGUUCAAUCUUCCCCGAACACAAAAUAAGCAUGAUGGAGUUUGGGUAAUCGUGGAUCGACUCACUAAAUCUGCUCAUUUUCUACCAGUGAGAGUAAACUACACCCUAAAUAAGUUGGCCAAGAUCUUCAUAGACGAGAUAGUGAGACUUUAUGGGGUGCCAGUAUCUAUUAUUUCAGAUAGAGAUCCACGGUUUACCUCCCGUUUUUGGGCAAGUUACCAGGCGAGUAUUAAGAUGUCCCCAUAUGAUGCCUUGUAUGGAAAACAGUGUAGAACUCCAUUCUAUUGGGAUGAAGUGGGUGAGAACAGAUUGGAAGUGUCCGAUGAUGUUGAGCGGACAAAGGAACAGGUGAAAAUAAUUAGAGAACGACUUAAGGCAGCCCAAGACCGACAAAAGAGUUAUGCGAACAAUAGAAGGAAAGACCUUCAGUUUGAGGUUGGUGAUUGGGUAUUUCUGAAGUUAUCACCUUGGAAGGGCAUAAUGAGAUUUGGAAGGCGGGGAAAACUAAGUCCUCGCUAUAUUGGGCCUUAUAAGAUUGUGGAGCGUGUCGGCCCAGUAGCUUACAGGCUUGCUUUGCCUUCAGAUCUUUCUCGGUUACACGAUGUGUUUCAUGUUUCAAUGCUCCGAAAGUAUAUUUCUGAUCCUUCUCAUGUUUUGGAGGAACAACCAAUAGAAUUGCAAGAAGAUUUGACUUAUGUGGAGCAACCAGUUCAGAUUUUGGAUUGGAAGACGCAAGUGUUACGAUCGAGAGAGAUCCCUCUUGUAAAGGUCUUGUGGAGAAGUCAUACUGUGGAAGAGGCUACAUGGGAACCCGAGGACCAAAUGCGGGAACAGUAUCCUUACCUCUUCGAAUGA
Molecule: messenger RNA, 3822 nt
Organism: Prunus armeniaca (apricot)
Lineage: Eukaryota; Viridiplantae; Streptophyta; Magnoliopsida; Rosales; Rosaceae
Source: the annotation of a GenBank genome assembly